AUUCCUAGACCAUUUCCACUGCUACCCUCAUCUCUCUUGUUAUACUUACCUCUUAACUGAUCAGCUGUUUACGUCAUGUUUCUGCAUUGCAUGUGUGAUGUGUCACCCUUGAACAUUUCUCGUACUUAUGUACAGUAGUUUAUGUGUGCUUAUUUGUUAUUAGUUUCGGAGAGUUUGAUAGUUUGGAUAGAGUGUGCUCGCGUGUGCCUGUAAGUGAAAAUGGCGGAUUUGGAAGGGAUUAAGAACGAGACCGUUGAUUUGGAAAGCAUACCAGUCGACGAAGUGUUUGAACAGCUGAAAUGUACAAGACAAGGAUUGACAAGCGAGGAAGGCCAGCAGAGACUACAAAUCUUUGGCCCCAAUAAGCUUGAAGAGAAGAAGGAAAGUGCUCUUCUCAAAUUUUUGGGAUUUAUGUGGAAUCCCCUGUCAUGGGUUAUGGAGAUUGCUGCUAUCAUGGCUAUUGGAUUAGCAAAUGGAGAUGACCGUCCUCCAGAUUGGCAAGAUUUUGUUGGUAUUGUGGUGUUGCUUUUUGUCAACUCCACUAUAAGUUUCAUUGAAGAAAAUAAUGCAGGCAAUGCUGCAGCAGCACUGAUGGCAGGCCUUGCCCCUAAGACAAAGGUCUUGAGAGAUACUAAGUGGAGUGAGCAGGACGCUUCAAUACUUGUGCCUGGAGAUGUUAUAAGCAUUAAGUUGGGAGACAUAGUACCAGCUGAUGCACGCCUCCUCGAUGGUGAUCCUCUAAAGAUUGACCAGUCAGCACUCACCGGAGAAAGUCUGCCUGUAAAUAAAAAUCCUGGUGAUGAAGUCUUCUCAGGUUCAACUUGCAAACAAGGGGAGAUUGAGGCUGUUGUAAUUGCCACUGGAGUCCAUACCUUUUUUGGGAAGGCUGCUCACCUUGUUGAUAGCACUAAUAAUGUGGGCCACUUCCAGAUGGUGUUAACAGCGAUUGGUAAUUUUUGCAUAGUCUCCAUUGCUGUGGGAAUCAUAGCAGAGAUUAUUGUCAUGUAUCCUAUUCAACAUCGCAAAUACAGGGAUGGAAUUGAUAACAUGUUGGUUCUUCUCAUUGGAGGCAUUCCAAUUGCCAUGCCCACUGUGUUGUCAGUGACAAUGGCUAUUGGAUCACACAAAUUGUCAGAACAAGGAGCCAUCACCAAGAGGAUGACGGCUAUUGAAGAAAUGGCUGGCAUGGAUGUUCUUUGCAGUGAUAAGACUGGUACUCUCACCCUUAACAAGCUUACAGUAGACAAGAAUCUUGUUGAGGUAUUUGCAAAGGAUAUGGACAAGGACACUGUACUUCUUUACGGGGCUAGGGCCUCUAGGGUGGAGAACCAGGACGCCAUAGAUGCUUGUAUUGUAGGAAUGUUGAGUGAUCCGAAAGAGGCUAGAGCGGGGAUCACUGAGAUACAUUUCCUGCCUUUUAACCCGGUAGAGAAACGCACAGCUAUCACAUACUACGACUCUGCUGGAAAUUGGUUUCGAAUCAGCAAAGGGGCACCUGAGCAGAUCAUUGAACUUUGCAAUCUUAAAGAUGAUGUUAGUAAGAGGGCCCAUUCCAUCAUUGAUAAGUUUGCUGAUCGUGGUCUUCGCUCUUUGGCUGUGGCACAACAGACAAUACCUGAAAAGAACAAAGACAGUCCAGGAGAUCCAUGGGUAUUUGUGGGCCUUUUGCCUCUUUUUGAUCCUCCAAGGCAUGAUAGUGCAGAGACCAUUCGUCGUGCUCUCCACCUUGGCGUGAAUGUUAAGAUGAUCACCGGAGACCAGCUAGCUAUUGGGAAAGAGACUGGUCGCAGACUUGGCAUGGGAACCAACAUGUAUCCGUCUUCAUCACUCCUUGGCCAGAACAAAGAUCCAGCCAUUGCUCAUCUCCCUGUUGAGGAGCUCAUAGAGACAGCUGAUGGUUUUGCUGGUGUCUUCCCUGAGCACAAGUAUGAGAUUGUGAAGAAGCUACAAGAGAGAAAACACAUAUGUGGCAUGACAGGAGAUGGUGUUAAUGAUGCACCGGCUUUAAAGAAGGCUGACAUCGGUAUUGCUGUGGCUGAUGCAACUGACGCUGCCCGUGGUGCAUCUGACAUAGUGUUGACAGAACCUGGAUUGAGUGUGAUUAUUCAUGCUGUAUUAACAAGCAGGGCCAUCUUCCAGAGGAUGAAAAAUUAUACCAUAUAUGCUGUGUCCAUCACAAUCCGUAUCGUGCUAGGUUUCAUGUUGAUAGCACUUAUCUGGAAGUUUGAUUUCUCCCCUUUCAUGGUUUUAAUCAUUGCCAUUUUGAAUGAUGGAACCAUAAUGACCAUUUCAAAAGACAAGGUGAAACCGUCCCCAUUGCCUGAUUCAUGGAAACUGAAGGAGAUUUUUGCCACUGGUAUUGUUCUGGGAACUUAUCUAGCUGUGAUGACUGUCAUAUUCUUCUAUGCUGCUCACGAUACAGACUUCUUCUCUGACACUUUUAAUGUAAGGUCAAUCAGGGACAAGGACCAUGAACUUGUAUCAGCAGUUUACCUUCAAGUAAGUAUUGUGAGCCAAGCUCUAAUUUUUGUUACUCGAUCUCGGAGCUGGUCAUUCGUGGAACGUCCUGGUUUUCUGCUUAUGGGUGCGUUCAUAAUAGCACAACUGAUUGCCACAUUUAUUGCUGUCUAUGCUAAUUGGGACUUUGCCAACAUUCAUGGUGUCGGUUGGGGAUGGGCCGGAGUCAUUUGGCUUUACAGUGUUAUUUUCUACAUCCCGUUGGAUCUCUUUAAAUUUUUAAUCCGAUACGCCAUUAGUGGAAAGGGAUGGAAUAAUCUGAUCGAUAGGAGGAUUGCAUUUACAAACAAAAAGGACUAUGGGCGAGGCGAAAGAGAGGCUCAGUGGGCUCUGGCUCAGCGCACUCUGCACGGCCUUCAGCCUCCUAAUACCUCAGAGCUAUUUACUGACAAGACUAAUUAUAGAGAACUCUCUGAAAUCGCUGAACAAGCCAAGAGGCGCGCUGAGGUUGCCAGGCUAAGGGAACUCCAUACGCUUAAGGGGCACGUCGAAUCGGUGGUGAAGCUCAAGGGUCUUGAUAUGGAGGGCAUCCAGCAACACUACACUGUUUAAAGAUCAUGAAGCCAACCAUGAGUACUGAAGAAUUUGUAAAUGAUAUUGGAAGAUCAGGAACAAAGAGAGAAAAUAAGUGAAGAUCAGGAACAAAGAGAGAAAAUAAGUAACACAAUUAUUUAUUUUGUGUUAUUAUUCUUUAUAUUCAUCAAAGAAGAUGACAGGGUAAAGAAUAAUCCAACCAAAGGAUCCUUUACAGUAAUUCAGGUGUUGGAAAAUAGAUUUUGCAAGUUUAGAGCUAAGAUAGUUUGGUUCAAGUUGUGAUUUUGUUUGGCACUUCGAGAUGUUAUUAGUUAUGCAACAAACAUUUGUGUUGAUUCAGAGUAUUCUUUGUUA
This is a messenger RNA of Daucus carota subsp. sativus, 3405 nucleotides long. Its product is annotated as ATPase 9, plasma membrane-type. The coding region runs from base 220 to 3069 and encodes 949 amino acids. Gene Ontology annotation, molecular function: ATP hydrolysis activity; ATP binding; P-type proton-exporting transporter activity. NCBI's taxonomy places the organism in Eukaryota, Viridiplantae, Streptophyta, Magnoliopsida, Apiales, Apiaceae. The transcript is spliced from 15 exons. Gene Ontology annotation, biological process: regulation of intracellular pH; proton export across plasma membrane. The record is from RefSeq and is a predicted model, not a curated record. Gene Ontology annotation, cellular component: plasma membrane.